Erythranthe guttata (spotted monkey flower) is the source of this 2373-nucleotide messenger RNA. NCBI's taxonomy places the organism in Eukaryota, Viridiplantae, Streptophyta, Magnoliopsida, Lamiales, Phrymaceae. The record is from RefSeq and is a predicted model, not a curated record.
AUGGCGAGAGUUAAGAGUGUAGCUGGCAUAAACAAAUUCAUCAAGCUGGAAUCGGGUGACUUAUGUUACCAGCAAUUUCGUCUACAAGGAAGUUUCAGUGAGUAUGAAGGUUGUUUAUAUUUAAGUGAUGUGUGUUACUGGUUGUAUAUGAACAAUGAAAAAUGUGCAGGUGAAUUGCAAGUUGUGUUCAAUGAUAAUCAAGCUUUACAUAAUGUGCUGAACAGACCGUCUGCUAAACAAACAAUGUUCUUAGCUUGGUUUCAAGCAAAUAAGAUGUAUCCAGAAGCUAGAGAUAUUAAGUAUGCAAAUUUUCCACAACAAUUUGUGUACCAUGAAGACUCUUUAAGGUGGGAGCCUAGAAAAAAAGGAUUUGCAAUUGGAAGAAUUAGAAGUGUUCCCCCAGGAAAGGGAGAAGACUAUUACCUGAGAUUGCUACUUAAUAUUCAGAAAGGUUGCACAAGUUUUGAAGACAUCAGAACUGUCAAUAACAAUAUCUACCCAACGUUUAGGGAUGCAUGCUAUGUAUUGGGAUUGUUAGAUGACGAUAAAGAGUACAUAGAUGCUAUCAAAGAAGCAAGUACAUGGGCAAACGGAGGUUACAUCCGAAGGUUAUUUGUUGUCCUGUUGAUUUCAAAUAGUUUUACAAGACCAGAACAUGUUUGGGAAAGCUGUUGGUCAGAUUUGUCAGAUGAUAUUGCAUACAAACACCAACAACUUCAUAAUAAUCCAGAUUUCACUUUAUCAGAUGACAGUUUAAAAAAUUAUGCUUUACUUGAUAUUGAGAAAAUCAUGCAAAGCAACGGUAAGAGUUUACGUAAUUAUGACUCUAUGCCGCUUCCAAUUGAAUCAUUGGUAGAUGAAAGAGAGAACAGGUUAGUGCUCGAUGAACUAGAGUAUGAUGUGUUUGCUAUGCGUGACGAACUUUCAAAAUAUCUUUCUACUAUCACCAUAGAGCAGAAAAAAGUUUAUGACACAAUCAUGUCUGCUGUAACAAACAAGAGUGGUGGAAUGUACUUUUUGUAUGGUCAUGGUGGGACAGGAAAGACAUUUAUAUGGAAAACAUUAUCUGCUGCAGUUCGUUCUAGAGGAGAAAUUGUUAUUAAUGUUGCAUCAAGUGGUAUUGCAUCGCUACUACUUCCGGGUGGUAGAACAGCUCAUUCUAGAUUUGGACUUCCAAUAAUUGUGCAUGAAGGUUCCACUUGCAGCAUCAGUCAACAAAGUCCACAGGCAGAGUUAUUGAUGAAAGCAAAUCUUAUUAUAUGGGAUGAAGCGCCAAUGAUGCAUAGAUAUUGUUUCGAAGCACUAGACAGCACCAUGAGAUCUAUUUUACAGUCGGACGAACCUUUUGGUGGAAAGGUGGUUGUUCUAGGAGGUGAUUUUAGGCAGAUUUUGCCAGUUAUUUUAAAGGCAUCCAGACAAGAUAUUGUUCAUGCUACGAUUAAUUCAUCACCAUUGUGGAAAAAUUGUAAAGUCCUAACGUUACAGAAAAAUAUGAGGCUUCAAUCGUGUGCUUCUACCUGUACUGUAGAGGAAAUAAAAGAAUUUGCAGAUUGGAUACUAAAAAUUGGUAAUGGUGAGAUUGGAGAGGAAAACGAUGGUGAAGCUUCAAUUGAAAUUCCACAUGAUAUGUUAAUUCUUGAUUCAGAGGACCCCUUUUCAGAGUUGUUGCAGUUUGUUUAUCCAGAUUUGUUAAGUAAUAUUUUCACUCCAGAUUACUUCCAAGGUAGAGCAAUUCUCGGACCUACUAAUGAAAGUGUAGAUUUUAUUAAUGAUUAUUUGUCGUCACUCAUCCCUGGAGAAGAGAAGGAAUAUUUGAGCUCAGAUAGUAUUUGCAAAGAUGAGGCAACUUCUGAAGUUAACGCGGAAAUUUAUUCACCAGAAUUCCUCAACACCAUAAAAUGCUCCGGACUUCCUUCGCAUAAGUUGAGAUUAAAAGUUGGGGUUCCGGUUAUGCUCAUAAGAAAUAUCGAUCAAGCUAGGGGAUUGUGCAAUGGAACUAGGCUUCAAGUUACUCAAAUGGGAACCCACGUUAUUAACUGUAAGAUUCUUUCUGGUAAGCAUGUUGGUGAUAUGGUAUUUAUUCCUAGAAUGACUUUGAUACCUUCGAAUUGCACAUUGCCAAUCAAAUUUCAACGACGACAAUUUCCGGUGAUUGUUUCAUUUGGCAUGACAAUUAACAAAAGUCAAGGACAAACACUUUCACAUGUCGGUCUAUACCUUCCACGACCUGUUUUCAGCCACGGACAAUUAUAUGUGGCAUUGUCUAGAGUAAAAAGUAGGUCUGGCAUAAAGAUACUCAUCAACUCUGAAUCAGGUGAACUGUGCAAUGUCACUAAUAAUGUUGUGUACAAGGAAGUGUUUCAACGAAUAUGA